GAGUCAUGGUGGUGGUUUGAAAUUUAAAUGCACCCGCAGUGGAGACUAACGCCCCACGGCGCUCGAUAGAGGUCCAAUUCCCAAAUUAUUAAAUCCCUCCCGCAUUCGAGCCGUUGCAAAACCCUAACCCUAACCCAAACCCCCACCAAGACCUCUUCGAGAGGACAAGGACGACCUCCACUGAGAAGAAAUUAGGUUAGGGUUUAUCCGCGCCUCUUUCCCCUCUCCAUUUCUGCUCGAUUAUUGUUUCGAAAGCCGUUGGCUUCGAGAUGGAUGCCGUCCUCCUCGAAUCCCCGACCGUCGCGAAACCCCCGGCCUUCGCCCCUCUCGCGGGCCUCAAUUUUCAAUCCGUGCUCAAGGAAUCCAUCGACCGAUUCCUGAUCGAAGUCCAGAAGGAGUCCUGCGACUUCUCCGCCUUCCGUUCCAUCUUCUUCCGCUUGAUCCAGUCCAGCGCCGACCCUCCGCUCGAGGUAAUCUGGUUAUACUCCGCGGUUGGCUACCACGAGGCCAUUGCAUCCAAAAAAGACGCCAUUGAACGCGUUAUGGCCGUCAAGGACCUCCUUCAGCUGCUUUUCGCUUGCUCCGCUUCUUGUGGUGGCCUAAAGUCGAUAGCUUUGCUUGCUCCUGCUGUUUCCGAGUUGUAUCGAUGCGUGACAGAGGCGGAGAAGCUCUCCAAGAAGGUGGCGAAAAAGGCGAGGAGGGAGAUCGAGGCUUUGGUGGAAGGGAUAAUCAGUUACAUCAGCAUUUGUAGCAGCAAGAGCUCCAAGGUGGAAGAAUUUUCUGAUAGCUACCUGCUUCCUUGCUUUGUUGAUCUUGUUCGAGUCUGGACGGUGCAGCAUUCGUGUGGAUUGGAUGGCCUGGGAGUACUUUUUCCCUUGGUUAGUGAUGAGAUUCGGGGCCAGUUCCGGAAAGAAGGGUGUGGUACUGGUUAUUUGGCUGGUGUUGUGGUUACCGAGGCUUUCUUGCUGAGGUUGUGCUUAAAGAUCAAAGCAGCCGGGGCGCCAAGGUCUGACUUACAGAAGGAGUUGAGAAUUUGGGCUGUCAGUUCGAUAACUACUUUUCAGAACCGUGUCUUCUUUGAGAUACUACUCAGGCUGCUGCUGGACCCACCAAUGCCUGUCAGCUUCCUCUUGAUUGCGUUCUCUACAGAAUGCUACAAGUGUUCUAUGGAUGAAAGCUUGGUGAGAGACAUUCUCUAUGAUGCUGUUAUAUUAGUAGAUUAUUCUUUCAUUAAUCCUGGAUUUGAGGUGGAACGAUCUGAUGAUUCUAUAAUGAAUCUUCUUAUGACACGGUUGAUUGUUACCCAUGAAGCCAUCCAAGUUGCCAGAAGUAGGGGAGAUCAGGGCAAAGCCAUUGCUUAUAUAAAUGCAUUUUCAACAUCGAUUAUUCCCAAUGGAUUAGUUAAUUGGGUCACUAAACGAGUUGGCUUGGAGAGACUUAACAGACCAACUGCCACCACACCUCAAGCUCUUCUCAAGUGGUUCCUGGGUCUUGAAGAACAAGGUCUGAGGCUGUUCGAAGACAACAUAUUGAAACUUCAUAGUAAAUUAAUAUUUGACGAGACCAAAUUUGGGUCUGAUGCUUCAGUGUUCAAUAUGGACAGCAAAAAAACAGAUGCAGAUCUUUUCUUUUUUGAUAACCGAGGGGAGGUUGCUAAGGAGGCUGCAGAGGAUGAGGACAUGGAAACAAUGGAUACUGCUUUUCUAGCUGCUGCUCGUUCCAUGAAAUCAACACCAAGUAAUGGAACGAAGAAACGAAAAGAAUGGGGAGAUGAAGAAGGGGAAGAGCAGAUGAAAUUUGUCAAGCAUAAGCUUGACAACAGUUCAGUGAAAGAGGAUUUUGCCCCUUCUGUCGUUCAUGAUAUGAGUAGUGGUAGUGAGGUCGAAAAUCCAGCAUCUGAUGAUGACAUGGAGGACACAGAUUAAUGAGCAGAAAUCGAAUUUUGUGCAUGGUGAACAACCGUAUCUUGAUCGUAGUUGGUGGCACUUCUGCUUGUAAUUCAAUGAGAAGGAUCAUUUUGCAUGAGUUGAUGCUCGGUUCAGGUUCUUGUCAUCUUGGGUCGAAGACUUCUGGCUGUGACAAAAGAUAGGUGGUCAUUUCUUGUGGGUUGUACCAAAAAAACUAUCACAUGGGUGAUCGGAAUCAGGUUUGAAAGGCAUCUAUUAAUUGUGGAGACAUCCAGUUUUGUUAAUUGCUAUAUGCCUGUUCGAUUUCCAUCAGCUGGUUACCUGAGUAUCUAACACUAGCCAUAAUCCCAGCCAUGUUGGAUACUUAUGUCUUUAGAUAUGUCGAAUUUACAAGAAGAUUGAAAAUGAUGAGCAGAAUUACAUGUUCUAUAUAGCAGGCUAUAUGAAUUUAUAUUAUCCUGAUAACCUAAAUUGCUUUGGGGCUCA
Phoenix dactylifera (date palm) is the source of this 2393-nucleotide messenger RNA. RefSeq names its product SNF2 domain protein. The record is from RefSeq and is a predicted model, not a curated record. NCBI's taxonomy places the organism in Eukaryota, Viridiplantae, Streptophyta, Magnoliopsida, Arecales, Arecaceae.